Molecule: messenger RNA, 6013 nt
Organism: Seriola dumerili (greater amberjack)
Lineage: Eukaryota; Metazoa; Chordata; Actinopteri; Carangiformes; Carangidae
Product: NLR family CARD domain-containing protein 3-like
Exons: 18
Coding region: 406-4497 (1363 amino acids)
Molecular function (GO): protein binding
Source: RefSeq, a predicted model, not a curated record
CGAGCAAACUGAGUACAGAAACGAGCUGGCAGCAAACAGCAGAAGUAGUCCGGUUAGUAGUAAAUGUAAAUGUAGGUCUAUGUAGUUAAUGUAGUUAAUAAAGGCUGCAGCUUCUCAAGAUCAAGUGGAGCUCCUGUGUGUUGCUUUCCAACUGCUGGUAAAGGUGAAGGGGGCUAACCCCGAAGUGAGCAGCAUCAACUUCCGCCCUGGAGCUAGCCAAAUCUCCCCGGUGCUCUCUGACUACGGCCGGGGAGCUGAAGCAGGAACCGUUAACACUGAUUUCUUUUCACUGGUGAUGCAGAAUCACUUCUAAAGGAGUUCGGUGUGUUUUUGACUACUUGAUGAGACCAGACCGCAGCUCAGAGGAAAAAGCUUAAAAGACCAGCCCACCGUCUCUCCAGCUAUAUGUCCAUGAGCAGUGACGGAGCAAUGGAUCAUCCUACAUUUAAAAAAAGACACCGUUCUGAUGAACAGAGCACGUUUCUCUCCUCAGAAGAGGAUAUGGAGGAGGACGAUGCAACAGAUGAUUGUCAUAUCGUCCCCUCUUCAGACCAUCGGAAAAAGUUGAGAAGAGAAGCUUCUCCUGCACCGAGCUCUGUGUCCAUGAGGAGUGAGAGGUCAAAGAACAUACCUCUGUUAUUCAGAGAUGGCUUGGUGUCCAUGACCAAUGACUGGAUGCUGAAUCCAUUUUUUCCAAUUGAUCAAAGGAAAAAGUUGAGAAGAGAAGCUUCUCCUGCACCGAGCUCUGUGUCCAUGAGGAGUGACCAGUCAAAGGAAAUACCUCUGUUAUUCAGAGAUGGACGCUGCUCUGCUGAUCAGAGAGUGAAGAGACCAGGUUCCCCUGAACUCAGUGGUGUGUCCCAGAGGAGUGAGAGGUCAAAAGGUCACCUCACCGAUGUCAGAAAAAGACCCUCUUCUGAUAAAAAAAAGAAAAAGUUGAGAAGAGAAGCUUCUCCUGCACUGAGCUCUGUGUCCAUGAGGAGUGAGAGGUCAAAAGGUCACAGCAUCAAUUUCAGAAAAAGACCCUCCUCUCAUAAAAAGAAGAAAAAGUUGAGAAGAGAAGCUUCUCCUGCACCGAGCUCUGUGUCCAUGAGGAGUGAGAGGUCAAAAGGUCACAGCAUCAAUUUCAGAAAAAGACCCUCUUCUGAUAAAAAGAAAAUUAACCGAGGUGGUCAGUCUGCCCUGCUGAAUCAAAUGGACCUGGACGUUGUAUUUACGCUGCUUGAGAAGAACAUUGUCACUUUUGUGAAGCACGAGCUGAAGAUGCUGCAGAGGUUUCUGACACCAGAUUAUGCAGAAUCUGUCGAGGGGCAGAGGAACGAUGAGGAAGUGAUGCACAAUGAGGAGCAAGAGCAGAGGAGGAGCACCUCAGAGGCAUUUCUGAAGAUCACACUGCACUACCUGAGGAGAAUGAAGCAGGAGGCGCUGGCUGACGUUCUGCAGAGCAAAUGGCCUGCUGCCAAUUGCCAGCGUAAAGUCAAAUCUAAUCUGAAGAAGAAGUUCAGUUGUUUGUUUGAGGGGAUCGCAAAAGCAGGAAACCAAACCCUUCUGAAUCAGAUCUACACAGAGCUCUACAUCACAGAGGGAGGGACUGGAAAGGUCAGUGAUGAACAUGAGGUCAGACAGAUUGAAGCAGCAUCCAGGAAACCAGACAGACCAGAAACAACAAUCAAAAGUCAAGACAUCUUUAAACGCACAGCUGGAAGAGAUAAACCUGCACGAGUACUGUUGACUACGGGAGUGGCUGGUAUUGGGAAAACAGUCUUAACACAGAAGUUCACUCUGGACUGGGCUGAAGACAAAGCCAACCGCAAUAUACAGUUCACAUUCCCGUUCACUUUCAGAGAGCUGAAUCUGCUGAAGGAGAAAAAGUUCAGCCUGGUGGAACUUGUUCAUCACUUCUUUACUGAGACCAAAGAAGCAGGAAUCUGCAGGUUUGAAGAGUUCCAGGUCGUGUUCAUCUUCGACGGUCUGGACGAGUGUCGACCUCCUCUGGACUUCCACAACACUGAGAUCCUGACUGAUGUCACAGAGUCCACCUCAGUGCACGUGCUGCUGACAAACCUCAUCAGGGGGAAACUGCUUCCCUCCGCCCGCCUCUGGAUAACCACACGACCUGCAGCAGCCAAUCAGAUCCCUCCUGAGUGUGUUGACAUGGUGACAGAGGUCAGAGGGUUCACUGACAGACAGAAGGAGGACUACUUCAGCAAGAGGUUCAGAGAGGUUCAGGAGCAGGCCAACACAAUAAUUUCCCACAUCAAGACCUCACGAAGCCUCCACAUCAUGUGCCACAUCCCAGUCUUCUGCUGGAUCACUGCUACAGUUCUGGAGGAGGUGUUGAAAACCAGAGAGGGAGGAGAGCUGCCCAAGACCCUGACUGAGAUGUACAUCCACUUCCUGGUGGUUCAGACCAAACUGAAGAACGUCAAGUAUGAUGGAAGAGAUGAGACGGAUCCACACUGGGGUCCAAAAAACAGGGAGAUGAUUGAGUCUCUGGGAAAACUGGCUUUUGAGCAGCUGCAGAAAGGAAACCUGAUCUUCUACGAAUCAGACCUGACGGAGUGUGGCAUCGAUAUCAGAGCAGCCUCGGUGUACUCGGGAGUGUUCACACAGAUCUUUAAAGAGGAGAGAGGCCUGUACCAGGACAAGGUGUUCUGUUUCAUCCAUCUGAGUGUUCAGGAGUUUCUGGCUGCUCUUCAUGUCCAUCUGACCUUCAUCAACUCCGGGGUGAAUCUCUUUUCAGAAGAAGAAACAACCCAUGUAAAAUCUGACCUAACGUGCCUUCACCAGCGUGCAGUGAACAAAGCCUUAGAGAGUCCAAAUGGACACCUGGACUUGUUAAUCCGCUUCCUACUGGGCCUGUCUCUGCAGACCAAUCAGAUUCUUCUACGAGGCCUCGUGACAGGAUCAGGUGGGAGACCACAGACCAAUCAGGAAACGAUUGAGUACAUCAAGAAGAAGACUGGGGAGAAAGCCUCUGCAGAGAGAAACAUCAAUCUGUUCUACUGUCUGAAUGAACUGAACGAUCACUCUCUAGAGCAGGAGAUCCAACAGUACCUGAGUUCAGGAAGACUUUCCAGAGAAAACCUCUCUCCUGCUCAGUGGUCAGCUCUGGUCUUCAUUUUACUAUCAUCAGGACAAGAUCUGGAUGUGUUUGACCUGAAGAAAUACUCUGCUUCAGACCUGGGUCUCCUGAGGCUGCUGCCAGUGGUCAAAGCCUCCAAAAAAUCUGUGAUGAGUGGCUGUAACCUAUCACACAGAAGUUGUGAAGCUCUGACCUCAGUUCUCACCUGCCAGUCUUCUAUUCUGAAAGAGCUGGACCUGAGUUACAACAACCUGCAGGAUUCAGGAGUGAAGCAGGUCUCAGCUGCUCUGCAGUGUUCAGAUUGUAGACUGGAAACUCUCAGGUUGAGUGGCUGUGAGCUCACAAAGAAGAGCUACAAAGCUCUGGCCUCAGUUCUCAGCUCCAAGUCGUCCAGCCUGAAGGUGCUGGACCUGAGUGACAACUGCAUGCUUGAAUCAGACAUGAAGCUCCUCUCUGUUGAACUGAAGAGUCCACACUGUAAACUGGAAACUCUCAGACUGAACCAAUCCAGCUUCUCGGAGCAAUCCUGUCAAAACCUCUCAUCCGUUCUGAGCUCACAGUCUUGUAGUCUGAGAGAACUUGACCUGAGUAACAAUGACCUGCAGGAUUCAGGAGUGAAGCGGCUCGCUGUUGGACUGGGAAGUCAACACUGUAAACUGGAAACUCUCAGGUUGUCAGGAUGUCGGAUCACAGAGGAAGGCUGUUCUUCUCUGGCCUCAGCUCUGACGUCCAACCCCUCGCACCUUAGAGAGCUGGACCUGAGCUACAAUCAUCCGGGAGACUCAGGAGGGAAUCUGCUCUCUGAUGGACUGGAGAAUCCACAAUGGAAACUGGAAAAACUCCGGCUGGACCAUUGUGGAGAAGAAAUGCUGAAACCAGGUCUGAAAAAAUAUGCAUGUGAACUCACUCUGGACCCCAACACAGCGCACAGAAACCUCAAACUGUCUGAAAACAACAGAUCGGUGAUGAAGAUGGACGACGCCAUGACAUACUCUGAUCACCCAGAUAGAUUUAACUGCUGCCAGCUGCUGUGUAGAGAGAGUCUGAGCGGCCGCUGUUACUGGGAGGUCGAGUGGGAAGGGCUGCUUGAUAUAGCAGUGACUUACAGAGGAAUACGAAGAGGGAACAUGGCUGACUGCAGGUUUGGAGGGAAUGACAAGUCCUGGAGUCUGUACUGCUCCGAUGGUAAUUACUCGGUGUGGCACAACAACCGAGAAACUGUCAUACACCCACCUCCCUCCUCUGUCUUUAGCAGAGUAGCAUUACAUCUCGACUGGCCUGCUGGCACUCUGUCCUUCUAUGGCGUCUCUUCUGACAAACUGAUCCACCUCCACACCUUCAGCUGCACAUUCACUGAACCUCUCUACCCUGGGUUUGGAGUAGGGACCUCAGUGUCUCUGUGUGAGAUGUAAGGAGUUGUUUUUUAACUCAGGCAGUCACCCACCCCACUGCUGCAUCCCCACACAUGUAAAACACACACUGUUGAUGUGGCAUACAGAGCCAUCAGUGAGUAGAUAUACCUACGUUAUUAUUUUUAUUAUUUACAUGUUUAACAUAAUUUCCAUUUAGUACAGCUCAUGUUCAGAGUGUGGUUAAAAUUGUCUGUGUUUUAUGAUAAGGAAAGGUUGGUUUAUUGUUUGAAAAAUGUAGCAUCAUCUAGCAGUAUGUAUCUAACUCCGACUAGCAGGAAGAGCGCGUUCGCUACACUGUGUUCGGGGACAAGGGAAAUCUCGCGUGAACACGUUCAGAGAACGAGAACACAUACUUGAGUGUGAAAUUACUGUGUGUGUGUGGCGAACGGUGAUGUUAAAAGACAUGUUUGCUCUUUACAGGUAAGAAGGGAGAGUUAGAAUCGUGUAAGUGAGGGGUGAAUAUGUUGUGUCGUAGUUUAUGGUCCCGGUUGCGUUAUAUGUAGUAUUGUUUAUGAACGUUACUUGGUCAGCGAAAGUAACGUACCGAAAACGGCUGUUGGGACUGGUUGCUUAGUUACCUCAAGCGAGUCGGAGGAUGGAGAGUAAAACUAGGAGCCGGUCUAAAGAGCCCGGACUGCUCGUGUCUAGUUCAGAAAUAAAUACAUAAAUAACUUAAAAUAGAUACAUGGUUGAUUUGAUUAAUUUGACAAUGUUUGGUAUACAUGAUUGGCUGACUGUGUAUUUGAAAAACAAGUUGAUAUUGAUUGUACAUGAUGAAAAUGGUCUUGAAUAGCAAUACAACGGACGUGAUUUAUUGUUUGGACGUUAGUGUAGAUGUUCAUCAUUUUUCUGUGUUCGAAUGUCAAACACGUUCAGAGAACGAGAACACACACUUGAGUGUGAAAUUACUGUGUGUGUGUGGCGAACGGUGAUGGUAAAAUACAUAUGUUUGCUCUUUACAGGACAAAAUAAACACUUUUCAAAUUAAAUGUGUAGUGGAGGGCAGCUUCACUCUGCACCACGCUACAUUGAUGCAUUUUGUGUCAUAAAUGCCACCCCUCUUUCUGAGUGUCAUAAAUUAUUCAGACCAGACCGUUUGUGUGCCAGUUGUUCCUUAUUCAUUUAAAGCUCUUGCGCUUACUGCCUUUGGUCCUUUUUUCCUGUUUGUGUUUUUCAAAUCUCCACAGGAUGACUUUUUUUAAAGCCAGGUUGAAAGCUGUUGAAAUAAGUGCAUUUGAUUAAAGCAUUAAAAUGAAUUUUAUUUCUAUUGUUAGAGACAGACUAGAAUUCAAACUUGGGAUGGUUGGGAGUGUGAAUGGGGGACGGAGGGUGGUAAGGGAAAAAAUAAGUACGAUUGUAAUUUGUAGCAUCACCAAGUGACCCUACACCCUUACACCUUAUAUUAUGUGUGGAAAAUUUGUAGGUUAUAUGAAUUUUUCAUAGUCUUGCCAAACUAUUUCCUAAAUCCUGUAUCUUCCAAGUUAAACCAUUCCAUGUUUAAUUCUGUAUGUUUACU